CAAGAUAAUACCUUCUUCCUCAGCAAUUAACGGAAUCCCUAACCUCCCGGCUUCCGAGUCGUUUUAUUAUCUAUUUCUAUACUAGGUACCUAGCUAUUUGAAACACUAAACUAGGUAUAAUCAUAAAAACGUAUAUCCCAUCAUGUAUUGUUAUCGAUUUUCAUAUCUAUUUUUAUCCAUUCAAUUGUAAUGAUACAGCUAGAGGUAUCACCAGGAAACUUAAACAGCAUAAAAAUGAACAAUUUAUAUCAGUGUGACCUCGUUUAUUUCUUGAUAACCAGACAUAUAGGAGAGCUUAUAACAACAGCUAAGUUUAGUUGUGCUUUUUUGCCAUACAUAACAUCAAGCAUCGACUAUGUUCUACAGGAAAAUGUAUUAAAAUAACUGAAGUUUAUUUUCUGUUUCCUCAGACCGUUGCCAAAACUUCGAUCAAAUAUAGUAUCGAGGUUAUUCCGUAACCAGGGUUACGCGAACCGUUUAUGUGACGUUUAUCAGAUCAAUUUUGUACAUUUUCAACAUUUUCCUGACGCGUAAUUUACGUUUUACGGAAAUAAACACAAAGGACAGUUUAAUAACGGCACAUUUUGUUUCAAAAUUGCCGCGGUUUUUCUUGCAGACCGGCAACCUAAAAACCGGCUGAUUCUACACAGUGAGUCCACGUGAACGAUAGGAAAUUUCCAGAUCAGCAAAUUUGUUUAUAUUUACCUUUUAUCAGUGCUAUUAUUAUAUAAUAUUUACAAUAAGUGAGAAUGACAAAUUCAUUUGAUAAGCUACGUGAAUUGAACAUUACACGCGACGAAGUGAACCGAAUUGGUGAAGCCCUAAAGAAGCCCGAGUUUCGCAAACUACUCUGUGAAUACGUGGAAGAACUGCACGAUCCUGAAAAUAAGAAGCGAUACGAGGAAGAAAUUGUACAAUUAGAGAAAGAGCGAGGUGUCGACGUGACUUUCAUACACCCAAACGCAGGGUACGUAAUCAAAACUAGCGUAAACGGAAACCAAAAAGCAUUUGUGAAUAUUUGUUCUAACGAAAACGUGAAAAAACCGGCUUCAAGUCCUACCGUAAAAGAAGGGGCUAGGGGGCUUAACUGGAGCUUGCCACAUACUUUAUCACCCCCUAGGGACGAUAUUGAUAAUAAGGGGGUACGUUGUCAAGUGUUUGAUGUUGUUUUUCAUCUAGAUGCUUUGCAUUUAGCUUCUAAGAACUCUGCAUUUCGUACUAUGGUUAAUAACACUGCUUUAGAUGCUGUAGAGGCUAAUUUUGAUGUAAAAUUGGACAAAAAGAACCUCAAAUUUCCAAAACUUUCGUAUAAAGGUAUGCCUCAUCCUAGUGUAGUACGUACCCCUUCUGAGAAGCUGCCUGAGCAUUCUGCUGAAGAAAAACAGUUUUAUGAUAAUUUGUUUUCUAAAGCGAACCUGCCACCUGUGCACAGUCCCAGUAAAAAACAGAAUAAGACUAGGAAAAACAGCAGUGAUGAUAACUCAGAAUACACCACCCCAAAAUACAUCAUCAAACACAGAACUCAUGUAGAUCUCCAAGAAUUUACAGAUAAUAAAAAUGCUAAACUAAACACAGCUAUUCCCAAGGAACUUGUUGUGGUGAUAGAUUUGCCUCUUCUAAAAUCUUCUGGAGAUAUCUCAGUGGAGGUGACUGAAAAAACAGUACAACUAGUUAGUGAGAAGCCUGCAAAGUACAAACUUGACCUAACUUUGCCUUAUAGAGUAAAUGACUCAAUAGGAAAUGCAAAGUUCAAUAAGGAUCUUAAGCAGUUAGUGAUUACACUUCCAGUGAAAAACUGCAUGAUGUCUGCAGAACUUAGUGAUAGUGGUGUGGAAAGCGAUCAUGGAGGUCUGUGUUCUCCAGAAUGUGAUGAUGAACCCAGUGGAAAAAUAUGUGAUUUUGAAAAUGUUGAACCCAUUGUUAAGUGUCUUGAACAACAUCCAUGCUUUAGAACUAUGUUUUUGGAUAAAGGCCUGCAUUACAGUCUUCCUGAAUUCAGUUGUCAUCUAUUUGAAAAUGUAUUAGCAUUCACUUUAAAUGUGAAAAAUGUUGAUGAAAAAUCUGUUGGUAAAAUCUUCCCCAGUGAUAAUUCGGUUCAUGUUAAGUUUACUAGCAUAGGUUCAAGCUUUUAUCCUAGCCAUUAUGCCUUUAUGAUUCAACUACCUGAGUCCAUCAACCAAGAUGAUACAAUUGUUGAGGUUUGGGACAAUAAUGUUGUGCUGCAAGUAUCUGUCAAGUGUUCCAGUGAGUCAUUUGCAUCAUAUUUCUAUGGAACUAAAGAGGAAGAUCUCAAGGAAAAGUUUGUAGAGGAGCCUGAGGUAGUAAAGACUGCUCAGCAGGAAGAUUCUUCUGGAGAAAGUAAGGAAUUGAAUGAGAAUAUUAAUCUGACUGGCAAUUCAGAAAAGGAAGUCAAAAGGUCUAGAAAUCUUGAGGAAUCAAAGGAGUUGUUUGCAUCUAACCCAUCGAUCCACAAUGCAGGCAGUAUAGAUGAUCACGACUACCAUGCAAGGGCCAUUGACAUUGCUGGUACUUCAUGUGAAUCCAGUGGCGAUGAGCUGAGUUGCAGCAGCUACAGUCCUAGAAAAAAUAAAGGUAUUUUAAAACGACUAUCUAUUAGACGUUUCCCUCCAGUUGGCCGCAGUAUUUCCGAGUCAAGUUUAGAUGACAUUGUAUGCUCGUCUUCGUUCGAAAAUUGUCAUCAUAGUCUAGAUCUUGAAUCAGGAAUACCUGAGGAUGGUGAGACUGAAGUGUCUACUAGCCUCAAGAAAACUGUUAGGUUCAAUGAUGUCGUUGUCAGACAGCUUUUCAGAUCCAACUCGAGCAUUCUGGGUCAAAAAAAGAAAAAUCAGCGUAAGGCACAAAAAAAGAAAAGGGCUUUAGAGCGAAGGCAUAGCGAAAGUGAAGCGUCUGAAGUGGAAGAGAAGAAGGAGGGAGAAUCAAAGGACUGUCAUUCAAAAGAGAACGAUGAAGCACAACAGGCGAAGGUGUACAAGCAGGAUGAUCACGAUAUUUUCCAUCUUGAUAUGGUGUAAGGCGCAUAAGUUACAUAUUUUCCGUCUAAGAAUGUUUCGAUGAUUUUGAAAAAUUGCAAGUAUGUAAUAAUGUUUGUGGAUUCGUGAGAUAUAAAUUGCAGAUACAUCGAAACCUAUACUGUACAGGGUGUCCUGACGGUUGGGACUCUCCUUUUCAGAAACAACUUGGAAUGAUAACUCAGUUUGCGGUAAAACAGCACCACAGACUUAAAAAAGAAAAGUAUUUAUUAUAAAAAACGUCUCAGCCGAGCAACACUAUGCAUUUGCUAAGUUAUUUAAAUCGAGAUUAAAAGCGUUUUUAGCAGUUUCUGUUAUAUAUAUAUAUAUAUAUAUAUAUAUAUACACUAUACCAAGUCUUCUGUCAUUGAUGAGCAUAUUUCUGUUAUGAACGGGAAUACUAGCCAAAAUUCGAUACAUCAUCGAAAAAGAAUUGAAAUUAUUAUUCAGAAUUGCUAUAUUACAACUCUACGGAAAAUUCAGAGGAGAUUUGUCAAAUGCAAAAGUCAAUUACUGAACUAAGUUUUUAUGUUUUAUGUGUGCAGGUCAUCAUAAGUCUAACCUUCGGGUAUUCUUUUUGAAUAGGAAACGGUACUGUAAUACGAUAUACUUAAAAAAAAAAUAAAACAAAAAAAAUUCACAAAACUCUAUGGGUCCUAAAUAUGUCGGAUGAAAUGGCGAAGUCAUUGUUAACAUUGCCUACCUGAAUAUAGCCAACCUAAUACUAUAUCCGCGUGUCCGAAAAUUUAUCCGAGAUGGAAUGUGAUACUGUAGUCUAUGAGAAUUUGUCUCAGCUGACUUUCUUCUGCCCGCAAUAAUAAAACAUCUGCUUUGAAAAGGUUAGUUAGAUGGCACUGUAGCUAAACCCUAUUUCACGAGUAUCCAUUACGUUUUGACGUCUACUGAGGUGAAUAGCAGAUCAGCAAGUGACAUCUUUGUAUUAGUCUGUCAUGUUGGCAAUGAUGAAUCGGGUGUAAAUCUUGUAAAAGUUGGGACCAUACUGAGAGCUGUUGUUCAUAUAUCUAGAUAUUUUUUGUGACUAGGAGUUUUGACAAUAUAAUGUACAAGGUACACAAUAAUGAGUUGAAUACCGGUAUGCCAACCACUCUCGUUAACUACUUCGCAACAAACCCGUUAUUUAAAAUUUUCGUUCACGCCGUCCUAAGUAAAUAGGUUUCCAAUACGGCUGUUGUGUAUGAUGUAUUAUCGAAAUCCUUUUUGAUUUGAAAUUCUCUUGUACAGGAAUUUGUACGGAAUAUGACAUGAUUCAUUUAACCACUGAGGGUUCGCACAGUGACAUUUAUACUAAACUUGUUGUGGAUGCGUUGCCGAAGAUAUAUACCAGUAAAUUAGAAUCCUUCAAUACCCUCAAAGUUAAUGUGCCAUUACGAUAUACUGGAUUCUGUGCGAAUGUGUUAUGCAUUUGUCAUGCUUGCUUGCUAUUGGCAGAACAUCUACACUGUAUACAUGUCAAAGACAAAGAACUGCCGCGAAAACUGCCCGCUGUUGCUGUUGAAUACCACUCAGUUGCUCAAUAGACUAAAGGCUACACGCUGCAUUCGGCAAUACUUUUUGAGAGAAUUUGCUGCGAUCCUGACUUUCAGUUCCACCUAAAAUCGGAGAACCGUUAAAAGUGAAUGCGCCAUUCAGAAAUGCAUCAUAAUUCAAGAAAAUGGUAAGAAGAUGGUGUAACAUAUAGCAACGCGGCAAAUUACAGCUGCGCUCGACGAGCCCAUAACCCACCUCCCACGCCCUUAGUCUCAUGCUCAUUCGGCACACUCCCUCUGUAACAUAAGUGUUGUAUGGUGUUGCACGCCUCUCUCUCUCUCUCGAACACAUUGAACGAAAAUAAAUCUCGCUGCCUAUAGUUGGCUACAGCGCCAUCUAUGAGACACUAAUCUAUUAAAAGUAGAUUUCCAAUUUUUGUGGAGAGGAGAAAGAUAGCUGUGACAAAUUCUCAUAAAUGACGCGACGGUAUCUCAUAUUUUACCGAUACUUUGUUAUCUAAAUAUAAAAUCAUUUGAACAAUACGUACUAACGCACUUUUUCUGGACUAGAACUGAAACAAUGAGCUUUAUUGCGAAAACAUAAAAUUAUCCCAGUGAAUGAACUUCUCUUUCUACCGUAAUUAGGCCUAGCAACAAAAUGUGGAAAGGUGGUAUUUGUUUCUUAUUUUUAGCAUUAUAAGCCUUUUUUAUUGAAACUGUUAAAAGUAACAGAAAACGUGCUGGUGUCAAACACAAUUUAAUUGUUAGGGUUUGUUGGUUAUCUGUACUAUAUUUGUUCUACAUUUGAUGCUUGUGAUAAGUUAGUUUUUACUUUGUACUAUACCUACUGUACUUUUAUUAUAUAUUUUACACUUAUUUUUGUUGUGAUUUCUUGGAUUCAUGAUUUAUACAGAUCUAUAGUUAUUGAAAAUAAAUUAUCAAAA
Messenger RNA from Acanthoscelides obtectus, 5460 nucleotides. The record is from the annotation of a GenBank genome assembly. NCBI's taxonomy places the organism in Eukaryota, Metazoa, Arthropoda, Insecta, Coleoptera, Chrysomelidae.